UUCGUUUCUCUUUUCCUUUUUAGUUCUCUAAAAUGGAACACUCUAAACUCUCAAACCCUCUCUUAUCUCUCUCCACGUUCAUUCACCAGCACUGUCUCCGGCUCGGCGCCGAGCUCUCGACUCGGCUCGGCGACACUACUUGGGCCGUAUCUAACAACCUACUGCCCGGGCUAAAUAACAGGAAGCAUCGUCCGGCGCCGUUGUUCGCAUCUGUCUCACAGCAGCCGAAGCAAGCCUCAGGUCUGAGCUCAGAACACGUGGCAAAAACACUUGCUGGCACGGCUGUUUAUACAGUGAGCAAUUCGAAUAAUGAGUUCGUGCUUGUCUCUGAUCCUGAUGGAGCUAAAUCAAUUAGCUUGCUCUGCUUUCGACAAGAAGAUGCUGAAGCUUUUCUCGCUCAAGUUCGGUUGCGAAGAAGAGAAUUAAGGAGUCAGGCAAGAAUUGUUCCUAUUACUCUUGAUCAGGUGUACAUGUUGAAGGUGGAGGGAAUUGCAUUUCGGUUUUUACCUGAUCCAGUUCAAAUAAAGAAUGCUUUAGAGCUGAAAGCCUCUGAUACCAAGCGUGGGUUUGAUGGAGUUCCCAUUUUUCAGUCAGAACUUCUAGUUGUGAAGAAGAAAAACAAGCGUUACUGCCCGAUAUAUUUCCAGAAGGAAGAUAUAGAAAAAGAACUUUCAAAGGUUUCAAGGGCAUCAAGAGGGCCUGGUCUUUCCCAACAUAUUAUGGUAGGAAGUUUAGAGGAUGUUUUGAGAAAAAUGGAGAUGAGUGAGAAGAACUCGGGCUGGGAGGAUCUUAUCUUCAUUCCACCUGGUAAAAGCCACUCGCAGCACAUUCAGGAGGUGGCAAAGGUAUGACCCAUUGCAUGUGUUACUCCAGGAGACCAUAUAAAAGGAUAAAGAGCAGCGAAUAUAUUACAUGCUUCCAGGCUCUCAAUGAAAAUGAAGCAGGAAUUGGUCCGGAGUAGCCUUGGGAUACAAGAAGAGAUACAAUGUCAAUUUGGAAAAGGAAUAAAAUAAGAGAAUGGACUAACAUUCAAGUCAGUUAAAGAGGUCAUUGAAUUGCAAACGUUAAAUGCUCGACUUAUAGGAACUUCUACAUUGUCUGCACAGUAUCUGAAUUUGGUGCUCAGAAAUUGUUAACAGACCAUGAUGGUUUAGACACUUUAUGAAAUGGCAAUUGUUUCCAAAUGUUUGUGCCA
Molecule: messenger RNA, 1195 nt
Organism: Ricinus communis (castor bean)
Lineage: Eukaryota; Viridiplantae; Streptophyta; Magnoliopsida; Malpighiales; Euphorbiaceae
Product: protein TIC 22, chloroplastic
Exons: 9
Coding region: 33-851 (272 amino acids)
Biological process (GO): protein transport
Cellular component (GO): chloroplast
Source: RefSeq, a predicted model, not a curated record